GUCGAUGAUGUUGAAUGUGUCCAUAUUUAGUACAUAACUGUGCCGACGAACGAGAACAAGUCAGCCGCCUGCUAAUCGUUAAUUUAGUCGGCGUUUUAGAGUUUCAGCUAAGAGUCACAUACAAGUGACAAAGAGUUCAGUUGAGCUAACGCUAGCUCACUCACGAGCUGUAAAAGUUGGGUAACUGAGCUGAAUCUCCUCCACAGUGUUGGUAAGUCAUGUUGACCAUGUCUUCCUUCCUGUCAGCCGGUCCUCAGCUCUCCUAGCUGGGGUGGAAAUACAUGGGGAACCGUAUCACUAGAAGAUGGAGGUUUUGACCGGGGCUUGUCAUGGCUGCUGUGAAGGUGUGUCGUUACACCAGCGGCCGUUUCCUCGGAGGAUGGGGCCCGCUGCUGUGUGUCCUCCUCGGCUCUCUAGUGGCCGUCCUGAUGCCCCUGGUGGGGCAGGAGGACCAGUGCUGCGCCGCCCUGAAGGGCUUCGCGCAGCUCCGCUGCCAGCUGUGGGGAAACUCUGAGCAGCCUCCAGCUGUGCAGUCCACCAGCCUCACUGUCCCCUUCACAGCGCUGGAUGUGCUGCCUCUGAGGUCCAAGCCGAGCAAAGAGAUGAAGCUGGAGGCCAAAGCGGCACUGCAGCUGGCUCUUGAGAUGAGGAAACAGGGGAAGAGGGAGAAGGCUCACAAGCUGCUGGUGCAUGCACUCAGCAUGAACCCGGACUUUGUGGAUGCCCUAACGGAGCUGGGGACCAUUCUGGAGGAGGAGAAGGAUGUCGUCCAGGCAGACCACCUCUACACCAAGGCCUUGGCCAUCUCGCCAUGCAACGAGAGAGCUCUGGUCAGCCGGGACCGAACUCUUCCCCUGGUGGAGGAGAUAGACCAGCGUUACUUCAGCAUCAUUGACAGUAAAGUUCGCCGGCUCAUGUCCAUACCUAAAGGCAACUCUGCGCUCCGCAGGGUGAUGGAGGAAACCUACUACCACCACAUCUACCACACGGUGGCCAUCGAAGGCAGCACGCUCACUCUGUCCGAGAUCCGUCACAUCAUCGAGACUCGUUACGCGGUCCCCGGGAAGAGCCUGCAGGAGCAGAACGAGGCCAUCGGCGUGGAUUCAGCCAUGAAGUACAUCAACACCACGCUGUUGUCCAGAACAGGGACCAUGACUGUCAGUGACAUCCUGGAGAUCCACCGGCGGGUGCUCGGGCAUGUGGACCCCGUGGAGGGAGGGAGGCUGCGCACUAGCCAGGUGUUUGUGGGCCACCACAUCCCUCCACACCCUCAGGACCUGCAGAGACACAUGCAGGAGCUGGUGCAGUGGCUCAACACCGAGGAGGCCCUGCAAAUGCACCCUGUGGAGUACGCAGCCAUCGCCCACUACAAACUGGUCUACGUGCACCCGUUCGUGGACGGAAACGGACGCACAUCGCGGCUGCUCAUGAAUCUUGUGCUCAUGCAAGCGCGAUACCCACCGGUCACUAUCCGCAAAGAGCAAAGGGCUGAGUAUUACGCGGCUCUGGACACGGCCAACGAGGGGGACGUACGGCCGUUCAUUCGCUUCAUAGCCAAAUGUACAGAGAUGACACUGGACACAUUGCUGAUUUCUACAACGGAGCAUGCUGUGGGGCUGCCGGGGACCAGCCAGGACCACGCCUGCCCCGACUGCAAACAGACCAUCCCGAUUCACAACUGAGCUGGAGACGAGAGGAGAAUCUAGAAGCAUCUUAUUGGAUUUUGAAUCGCCUCGUCCUUUGUCCCUUAUCACCCGUUGCUUCAGUUUGGGUCGUGGACUUGCUCAUUUCAUUGGGAUUCUCCAGGAUGUUGAAUCGAUUUAGCUGUUUUCCCACAUUUAGUGUGUAACCAUAUCCCCAUAGGAGUGAUGAUGGAUUUCUAUUACCGUCUGAAGUUUGACUUCUGGUCAUUUGACUUGAGAUGCUUCAGUGCGGUGAAGUGUGUGUGUGUGUGUAAACAUUCAGUUGAUUAUCUACUUUUGGGAUGAAGGUGAUGUCUUGUAACACUGUAAAGCAUUUCUUUAUGUAUAUGAAUAUUUAUUUUAAAUUAAGUGUUCUAAUAAAACUGUUUUACAACUGA
Molecule: messenger RNA, 2080 nt
Organism: Anarrhichthys ocellatus (wolf-eel)
Lineage: Eukaryota; Metazoa; Chordata; Actinopteri; Perciformes; Anarhichadidae
Gene: ficd
Product: FIC domain protein adenylyltransferase
Exons: 2
Coding region: 330-1682 (450 amino acids)
Molecular function (GO): protein binding
Source: RefSeq, a predicted model, not a curated record